UGCGAUAAAUAGAUAUAGAAGCUGGCUUUGCUUUAAACCCACCCAUCACAUUUCAAUUCCCAGGUUUUCAUUUGUCCUGCUUCCUCCAGAUCCAAAGUCAAGAACUCUAGAAAGAAAACCCCGCCGGCCGGAGAGAAUGGAGGCGACGGCCUUUCGCCACCGCCGCAGUGACAAUGCGAGGCCGAGGCACGGCAGCAGAGACACCAGUCCUCGGGAAGACAGCAGGCGGCUUCCACCCCCUCCGCCGCCGCCGGAAUUCAUUCCCGCCACCAUCCGGCCGGCGACCCUGAAGAGGGUUCAGGUGGUUUAUUACCUGUCGCGCAAAGGCCACCUGGAGCACCCGCAUUUCAUGGAAGUCGCUCAUCCUCAUACCCGCCACCUUCUGUUGAGAGAUGUCAUGGAUCGUCUCCUAGUCUUGAGAGGCAAAGCCAUGCCUUCACUCUACUCUUGGUCUUGCAAAAGGAGCUACAAGAAUGGGUAUGUGUGGAAUGACUUGGCGGAAAACGACGUCGUCUACCCUUGUGAUGACGAGGGCGCUGAGUACAUCCUCAAAGGCUCUGAGCUCUUUCAGCCUUCUUCUUCUUCUUCCUCUGAAAAAUUGAGAGUCAAUGAUUCACAGAUGGGGUUUGACCUUGUGGUCAGAGGUGCCCAGCCCGUCAGACACGGGGACGUGGUGGCGGCGAAACGACGGCCGGUGGCUUCGAAACGACAUCCGGAGCCGGAAGAUGAUGCUCGGGACAACUAUGGAGAUGACGGCGGGGAAGUGUGCGCGGAGGAAAAUGCGAUGGGCGUGCGGGAAAAGGAUCUGACUCGCACUGAGUUGACUCGCGACGAGUCGUCUCCCCCGUCCACCGCUUCCUCCCUGUCCGAGAAGGGGAACGACGGAAGCAACCACAGCUCGUCGAUGAGGUACGAAGACGGGGACCCGGUGGCGGCGGAAUCGGUACUGAGUCGCAACUCGGUUCUGUUCCAACUCAUUUCCUGCGGCGGAUCCGCUUCCUUCAGGGCGAAGAGUCUAGCGUCGUUGUCGAGGCAAUCCCCGGCGGCCGCAUCUGCGGCGGCGGCGGUCGGAAGGAAGAGCUGCAGCGGCAGCGCUCUCCAGAGAGGGGUGAUGGUGAGGGCAGCGGCUGCAACGAUGGACGACGAGGAAGAAAUCAUCAUCAAAUACAUGUCGGAGAAUCCGAGGUUCGGGAACAUGCAGUCGGAGGAAAAGGAGUACUUCAGCGGGAGCAUAGUGGAGUCGAUUGCGUCAGAGGAGAAGUCUCAGAUCGGUCCCAGCCUCAAGAAAUCUAACUCUUACAAUGAAGAAAGGAAGUGCUGCAAGGGGGCCGCAGGGCUGGGAGAGGAAGGAGGAGGAGGAGAAGGAGGCGGGGUGAAGAAAAGGGGUAAAAAAAGUGAGAAGGCCGCCGCUGCGGGGAAAUGUAUUCCCAUUAAAAAGUCUUCUUCUAAACAGCCUUCCGGAAAGUGACACAGAUCUAUUGGGAAUAAUGAACUAACCCAUUUUGCCUUUAAUUUGGUUGGAUCCCAUCUAUGAACUCAUGGAUUAUGCUAUAUGUACCCCAAGGUUUCUACCCCAAUUUGUACCUCGCAGUUUUGCACCAACACUUUGUGUUGGUGUAAAACUAAUUUUUAUUAAACGCACCAACAAUUGUGUCCGUGUGAAUAUUUAUUAACGCACCAACACUUGUGUCGGUGUAAACCAUCAAAAUGUUUGUGCAAGCCUGUGGUGUACAAAUGGAGUAUAUUUUUUGGUGUAAGUGUAGCAUGGUCCAUGAACUCAUACAUACCAUUUGGCUGUAUUC
Cuscuta campestris is the source of this 1802-nucleotide messenger RNA. NCBI's taxonomy places the organism in Eukaryota, Viridiplantae, Streptophyta, Magnoliopsida, Solanales, Convolvulaceae. The record is from the annotation of a GenBank genome assembly.